Molecule: messenger RNA, 4842 nt
Organism: Pelmatolapia mariae (spotted tilapia)
Lineage: Eukaryota; Metazoa; Chordata; Actinopteri; Cichliformes; Cichlidae
Gene: rgl1
Product: ral guanine nucleotide dissociation stimulator-like 1
Exons: 18
Coding region: 983-3292 (769 amino acids)
Biological process (GO): Ras protein signal transduction; positive regulation of GTPase activity
Cellular component (GO): plasma membrane
Molecular function (GO): guanyl-nucleotide exchange factor activity
Source: RefSeq, a predicted model, not a curated record
UAAAGAUGUCGCGCUGAGCUCGAACCUGCCUGUACGUGGAGCUCGGUUCAGUGGAUAAUGCUGAGAAAUGUCCUCACCUGAUGCUGCAGAUUCAAACUUCUUCGUGAGUUUUUUCUGGGUUCCACAGCAAAAAGCAGAGGGGGAACAACAGGCGAGGCCCCGGGGCCAUCACAGCCCGUGCAGCUGGGUCCAGGCGAACAGAUCAGCGCCACUCUCCUUAUCUCCGUUAUUCUUCCCAACCAGCUGAUGUGCAGAUUAGGAUUAUUUGCAGAGAGCGAGUAAUGUCCUCUGUGUGCAGUUUUUGGAAGGAUCCCAGGUAGUGCGGUGUAAAGAGCUCACCUCCUGCUCUCUGUGAACUCUGUUUUUUGGAUGCUUGGAUAACUUAUUCUCUUAUGUUACUGGCUGCUUUCAUCUGCAUUUUCAUUGGGAAAACAACAACAAAAAGCAAACUUGAUACACAAAGAGAGUGUAGCUUUUUAAAAAAGAAAAAAAUCUGUCCAGCUUUCAGAAAGCAGUCCGUGUGUGCAGACUGUGAACUCAGCAGCCCGGCCAGCCAGCACAGAGACCUCCCGCUAUUGUUUUGGGAGUAUGUGGACUGCAUGACUCAUACACUGAUGUAUUUAUCUGUCUCUGUGCCAGCCAGCGGGCAGCAGCCAAAAAAGAGAGAGGGAGAGAAACAUGUUGCUGACCAUAGGACAAGAUGGAGAACAGCAGCAUGGGACGGGCGUGCAGACAUGUUUCAGAUCCUCUGACUUGCAGUAACGCAGGCGCGCUGGCUGGUUUCAUCUGUCAGAGUCGGUUAAAAUCACGCCUUUUUGUUUUUGGCUUUCUUUGGAUAUCUGCCCCUCACGUGUUUCUGUUCAAAUCCAAACACUGCCGAGUAAUGGCUGAGCGCCACUGGUCUCCAGGACUGACCAUUGAACUUGCUAAUGGCGAGUUUGGCCCUUGAUCUCUUUGCUGGUGGCCCAUCUGUGUGGACUUUAUGGGGACGAAUAAUCUUGGCGUCCGUUGCCUUUGUAGCUCGGUGCAGGACUGGGGGGAGGAAGUAGAGGACGGAGCAGUCUACAACGUGACGCUGAAGAGGGUCCAGAUUCAGCAGGCGGCCAACAAGGGAGCGAGAUGGCUGGGGGCGGAAGGGGAUCGCCUGCCUCCCGGCCACACGGUGAGCCAGCUGGAGACCUGCAAAAUCCGAAGUAUCCGUGCUGGAACGCUGGAGCGACUGGUGGAGACUUUGCUCACGGCGUUCGGAGACAACGACCUCACCUACACGUCCAUCUUUCUCUCCACCUACAGAGCCUUCGCGUGCACGCAAACCGUACUGCAGCUGCUGCUCGACAAAUAUGGAAGCAUGGAAGAAAACGAGCAAGGCGCUGACAGAUGCUACGGCUCUGAAACCACCGGCGCCAUCAGAAACACCUUGGCUUCGAUCCUGCAUGCCUGGCUCGAUCAGUGUCCCGAAGACUUCCAGGAGCCUCCAGACUACCCCUGUCUCCACAGGGUGAUGGACUACCUGCGCAAGGCUCUGCCAGGCUCGGAGGCUCUCAGAAAGGCAGAGGGUCUGCUGGAACAGCUGCAGGCUCAGGCCGGCAUGGAUGACGCUGAUGCUGGUUUCCACAGCAACCAUUCAUAUAGCCUGGGGGAAGAGGAUGAAGCGGAGAUUGAGGUCCAGGAGGACUUCCUGUCGUUUGACGCCGACCUGGUGGCCGAGCAGCUGACCUACAUGGAUGCGGUGCUGUUUAAAAAGGUCGUACCCCAUCAUUGUCUGGGCUCUGUCUGGUCUCAGAGGGACAAGAAGGACAACAAGCACAGCGCUCCCACCAUCCGUGCCACCAUUACGCAGUUCAACGCUGUCGCGGCCUGCGUGGUGAACACCGUGCUGAAGCACAGACAGCUCAGGCCUCACGUCAGAGCACGGGUCAUCCAGUGCUGGAUAGACAUCGCGCAGGAGUGCAGAAUACGGAAGAACUUCUCAUCUCUGCGAGCCAUUGUGUCUGCACUUCAGUCCAACCCUCUGUACAGACUGAAGAGAGUGUGGGCCUGCGUGCACAAAGACAGCGUGCAGACAUUCGAGGAGCUCUCCGACAUUUUCUCGGACCAUAACAACUACCUGACCAGCAGAGAGCUACUGAUGAGGGAAGGCACGUCAAAGUUUGCCAGUCUCGAGAGCUGUGCCAAAGAGCACCAGAAACGCACCCACAAGAGGCUCCAGCUGCAGAAGGAAAUGGGAGCGAUGCAGGGAACGAUACCGUACCUGGGGACUUUCCUCACCGACCUGACCAUGCUGGAUACGGCCCUGCCUGACCUAGUGGAGGGUGGUCUGAUCAACUUUGAGAAGAGACGCAGGGAGUUUGAGGUGAUCGCUCAGAUCAAGCUGCUCCAGUCGGCCUGUAACAGCUACUGUCUUACUGCAGACCCAGCUUUCCUGCGCUGGUUUAAGGGCCAGCCUCAGCUCAGCGAGGAGGAAAGCUAUGCCUUGUCUUGUGAGAUUGAAGGUCUCGGUGACGGCAGUCCGACUUUAACCAAACCUCGAAAAAGCAUGGUGAAGAGGCUCAGCUUGCUUUUUCUUGGAACAGACAGUAAUUCGGCCAGUUCUCCAGUCAGAGAGACGCCACGCUCGCCCCCUACUGGCAGCUCCGGAGAGAGCAUGGACUCGGUCAGCGUGUCCUCCAGUGACUCCGGCAGUCCGUCGGACAGCGAGGGACUCGCCACCCCGACUCACACCUCCGACUCCCAGCAAAACAAGCUAUCAGAAUCAUCCUCCUGCACUUCACUCCACUCUAUGGACACAAACUCCUCCACAGCCAGCGUCUCCGUGAUUCCUACAUCUCCCUCCUUCCCCGGGCCUUCCUGUAUGCACCGACGCUCCAUCUCCCUCACACCCCUGUCUUCCCCGAGUCAGACUCUCGCCUAUAACACCCAGGCCCAGGACGCCUGCAUCAUAAGAGUCAGUCUGGAACACGGCAACGGGAAUCUGUACAAGAGCAUACUGCUGACCAAUCAGGAUAAGACCCCAGCUGUAAUUGCUAGAGCAAUGGCAAAGCACAACCUGGAGGUGGAGCCGGAGGAAGGAUAUGAGCUGGUGCAGGUCAUCUCGGAGGAGAGAGAACUGGUGAUUCCAGACAACGCUAACGUUUUUUACGCCAUGAACACGUCGGCAAACUUUGACUUCCUGCUGCGGGUGCGGGGCUCGGCAGGCCGGCCCGUGCAGCUGCGUAGCCGAUGUAGUUCCACGCUCCCACGGACCCAGCACCGCUCGAGCCUCUCGCUUAGACUCAGCAAAGUCACGUUGUGACCCUGCCGUGUCACCACUAACCCAGGGCGAGACACGACGGAGGGUGGACAUAUAAAUGGAUGAGGAGCUCUCUGGGAUCCAGGGUGGAACCCUCCGAAGUUUCAGACUUUCCCUCUCAUCCCGAACUGUGCCAUUCCUCGCCCAGCCUUAACGUGAACCUUGGAUGUGGAUUAAACUGCUAAUGCCUGUGACAGAGUGAAACAGUGACCCCAAGUGGUCGGAACUCUUUACUACAACAGAUAUUUUUUGCACAUGUUAUGGGAGCACCAACCUCCUGACCUCCAACAGUAUUCUGAUAUUGAAUGAACUCCUUUAUGUCUUGUGACGUACACGUAGCUCAAGCUUUACCUUUCUCCUAAUACAAGAGUGCUGAAUGCAGAGACAGAAGAUGGAGCAGUGAAAGAAGGAGAAGCAGACUGUUGCCUUUGUUCGUGAAUGAAUGGACCUCUAACAGUAUUCUGAAUGAUAUUAAUAAUUGACAGAAGCUGUGAUGCCUUUGGUUUCCCUAGUCAGACAGCUACGUCUGGCUUGUGUGUGUGUGUGUGUGUGUGUGUGUGUGUGGACGGGUAUUAACAUCUUCAUGGGGACCAAAAAUUGGUAGUUUACUAUACUUGUGGGGACAAUCAGCCCUCGUGGGGACCAAAAUCCCGGUCCCCACGAGUUUGAAGGCAUUUUUGAGACUCAAAAUGUGGUUUUAGUGUCAGGGUUACAAUUAGGUUAUGGUUAGGUUUAGGGUCAGGGUCAGGGUUAGGCAUUCAUUUUUGAUGGUUAGGGUUAGGGUAAGCGGCUAGGGAAAGCAUUGUGUCAAUGAGAUGUCCCCACAAGGAUAUAAAUACACACGUGUGUGUGUGUGUGUGUGUGUGUGUGUUCUUCCCCAUAUUGUGAGCUGUGUGACGAAUGCAUCAUUUUGUGCAUUCUGAUUGGUUCCAGUACUUGGUUUUAUCAAGUCCUCUGCAAAUGUUGAAUUGCCUUACCUGCCCAAUGUUUUGGGUGUAAAGAGUGUUUGAGCUUCUUUCUAAUCUAGAGAGACUCUCAGAUCUACAAAAAAACCCGAGUUGUACAAGAACAAAAAGGAUAAAGCGGAGUAUCGUACUGAAAUGGAAAGUAUUUGUACCUCUUUGCCCUUCAUUAUAUGAACUACAGAGUUGCACUUGACAGUUGGUAGCAGAUGCCAAUGGGAUGUGAAUAUGGGAGAGCGUGCAAACUGCCGCGUUAAGUAGUUUGCUCCCUCUUCACUAAAUGAGUUUCUUUUUUGUAAUUUUGUUGCUUUUUCUAUGCUUUUGUAACACAGUUCAGGCCACACAUGUAUACCAGACUGGAGCAUUGCUAACAUACAUGCUAAUUGUGUCAGAGUGUCAUAAAUCUGGCAGGAUACUUCAUUUCAUUUAACGCCGUAAACGCCCAUCUGUUCGUCUGUUUCAACACAUGUCAGGAGCCUUCACACUUUCACUCCACCGCAGAUAAAAACUGAACGUCACGUGAAAAUGUUCUCAUUAAUUCAGCCUCGGUGUUUGUUCUCCACUGCCAAAGACUCUGAAUAAAUAAAUUAU